Messenger RNA from Pygocentrus nattereri (red-bellied piranha), 2027 nucleotides. It is a transcript of the gene c28h1orf174, whose product is annotated as chromosome 28 C1orf174 homolog. NCBI's taxonomy places the organism in Eukaryota, Metazoa, Chordata, Actinopteri, Characiformes, Serrasalmidae. The transcript is spliced from 4 exons. Bases 106 to 678 code for a protein of 190 amino acids. The record is from RefSeq and is a predicted model, not a curated record.
UCAUGUCGUGUUUGGGCGGGGCUUCAGCUUUGAGGGCGCCUGGCAGCAGAGCCCCGCCAGCGGGAGAGAAACAGAGCCGCUCCCGGUCAGCACCGCUUCUCACAAAUGAGGACUAAACAGGGUUACGGGAACCGGAGAGAAGAGCGCACUGUGUCUUUAAACCGGCUCGGUGUGAAAAGUUCAAGCGAGCAGCACUGCGUAAAGAGGAGAGCGCUGCGCGGGUUACGAGCCGUCGGAGGAACCGAAGGCAGAAGGCAGCAGAUGGCCGGAGAAAGCGGGGGGAGAAAACGGCUCCCCAAGAGGCCAGUUCACGGCGGAGGAGGAGAAGAGAAAUUAACAGGGAAUUUGAGCGAUAGUGUGAAAACUGAGGCCGGACUGAUGGCGCCUAAAGAGCCGCGAGGGAAGGAGAACAGUGCGGGGAAAUCAAACCCUGCAGCGGGGAAGGGGAAGAUGAAGAUGGAGGACGCGGCGGUGAGCGGAGCCGCCGCGCAGACGGACCUCAGUGUUUUCUUCGAUGAGGACAGUAACCACAUUUUCCCUGUGGAGCAGUUCUUUGGGAAUCUGGACUCAGUUCAGGACUUCUCACGCAAAGCCACAUCCACAGAAGGCAUGAGCAGACGAGAGUACAGGAGACGUCAUUACUACGCCAAAGAGGACAGUGAUGAAGAGCAGACAUGACAGACACACACACAGUGGCUGAGUAAUACUCUGAUGCAUCCACUGUAAGUGUUUUCUUUAAAACAGUGUUUUACUAGGGUUUUGUAUUGUUUUAUAUAUUCACUAACCCAACCUGGCAAAAAGUUCCCUUUUAUAGCAUUUUGCUAUUUCUGUGAGAGACUUCUGUGUGAGCUCAGUUAUGAUUGUAACAGAAUUAUGAGGCUACGAAAAAGGUUAAAUCAGAGAAGUACUCAUAAUGUAAUUAGAAUCAGUUGUUUUUUUUCCCCCCAGUUUUAUCCAAAGUCUUUCAACAAACCAGUGUGUCUACAACUUUCCGUUUACUAACAAAGUGACUCAAGGCCUUGAGAGUGAACGUGUUGGAAAUACAUGACAUUGCAAAAACAGAUUAGAAAACUCGAUGCCUUGUUCUAUUUUUGUAAAAGGAGUAAAUGUAAAUGUUUUAAUGACAUUUAUUGUUAACAUGAGUAGUUUUGGGUAAACAAGGCAAAUAUACAAACUGCUAUUGCAUCAUGUGAUCUGUGUUUGUGCAGACAGACAGCUGCGCGAUAAGGGAAACUUGCUGGAGCAGUUUUACAGUCCAGCAGUUUUACACUAGGCUAUUCAUUUUUUUUAUGCAUUCUGUGACGUCAACCAUGGUAAACACGUUUUAACAUGGACAAGAGGUUAAUUUUACUAAUUUUUACAGAAAUUUCCAGUGAAAUUUCAUUUAAGUGCCUCAGUCUGACUUUUUUUUAACUCCAAAGGAAGAUGAUCUUUUUUUGUUAUUGUUUCUGUUUCACAUGGUGCAUUUUUGAUAGUCUCGGAAAAGCUAAAUAAGAAUGAACACUUGUCAUGGAGGCCUGAUGCCUCUUUUAUGUAAUGGAUAAUAUAAUGCAGAUGGUUUAUUGUUUGGAUUUUUGGCCUAAUGACACCUGUCCCCUUUAUAUCUGUUAACCUCUCAAAGGUUUUGAUGUGUAUAUAGUAAGACUUCUAAAGGUUGAUUAUAUUACCAGCAUUAAUUAUAUUGGAAAUCUGCAGUUGCCAAGAGAUCAUUUGUAUAGUUUUUAAUGAAACAUUUGCACUAACUUUAUAUUCAAAGGCUUAACAUUAAUUUAUUUUAUAUUGGCAUGUCUGUAUAAAUUGUAAGACAUAAAACAUUUAGCUAGUUUUGGUGUAUGACUAUAGAUAUUUGUAUAUUUUUGUAUUAAAAUGAAAAGUGCUACUUUUGCUAACAAAUACUUUGUAAGAUGGUCAUAUUUAAUGUUAAACAAUCAGUGUUUUAUUCUAUUUACACUUUGCAAACAUACAUUUUUGGCAAAGCUACAGUAACUCCAUCCAGACAAAAUAAACAUGUACAGAGUUCAAACGUG